AUGGCCAUUAUGAUGAAAGUUCUUCUUCUAGGGCUGAGUGCAUUCCAGCUGGUGUCUGCGGGAAAUUCUAGCUACACUGAGCUCUACCGCCCUCAGUACCACUUUACCCCUUCCAUAAACUGGAUGAAUGACCCCAAUGGCCUCCUGUAUUGCAAGGGAAUAUACCACCUUUUCUACCAAUACAACCCGGGUGGAACAACGUGGGGUGCCAUGUCAUGGGGUCAUGCGACCAGUCGCGACUUAACCCACUGGGAGCAUCACCCUAUCGCCCUCGAGGCCCGUGGCUUUCCUAACAACAUCACUGAGAUGUUCUUCUCCGGAUCUGCUGUGGCUGAUGUUGAUAAUACGAGUGGUUUUGGUCACAAUGGCAAAACGCCCUUGGUUGCCAUGUAUACUUCCUAUUACCCGAUCGCACAAACCUUGCCAAGUGGAAAGAAAGUUCAAAAAGACCAGCAAGCCCAGUCUAUUGCAUACAGUCUGGACGAUGGCAUGACAUGGAUCACAUAUGAUGUGGCAAACCCGGUUAUUUUGGAUCCUCCUGCCCCAUAUUCAGAUCAGUUCCUUGACUUCCGUGAUCCCAACGUCUUCUGGCAUGAACCAACGAAGAAGUGGAUUGCUGUCCUCUCUUUGGCAAAGGUUCACAAGCUCCUAAUUUAUGCAUCCAAAGACCUUAAGAACUGGACUCUUGCUAGUGAGUUCGGUCCAGUGAAUGCUGUCGGUGGGGUAUGGGAGUGCCCCAAUCUCUUCCCACUCCCUGUCGAUGGAAAUAAAAACAACGUGAAAUGGGUCGCGUUGCUAGGACUUAACCCUGGUGGACCCCCUGGAACGAUCGGCUCAGGCAGCCAAUAUAUCGUAGGGAAUUUCGACGGAACGACCUUCACUGCGGACAGCGACAGUAUAUAUUCGGGGACUACCGCUCCACCAAGCGACAGCAUCAUUUUUGCGGACUUUGAAGGCACGGGAACUUUUACUGAUCUUGGCUGGACCCCUUCUGGAGACUUGAUCGGCCAGUCACCGGUCUCCGGCACUCUGCCUGGGCAACAAUCGGUUUCCGGUUACCUCGGUAAGCGCCUCGUCAAUACGUUCCUGGACGGGGAUGCCACGACAGGAACACUUACUUCUAGGUCCUUCACAAUCUCUAAGAGAUAUAUCAACUUCCUCAUCGGCGGUGGCCAUGACUUCAAUAAUACAGCGGUAUACUUGAAGAUAGACGGCGAGAUCGUGCGUUCCGCGACGGGUACCAACAGCGAGACCCUGUCCUGGCAGAGUUGGGAUGUCAGCUCGUUCCUGAACCAGACUGCCGUGAUUCAGAUUAUUGACACUGCAACCAGCGGCUGGGAUCACAUUAAUGUCGAUGAAAUUUCCUUCUCGGAUACCAUGGCGCGAAGCCAAGUGGCUAACUGGGUGGACUGGGGCCCAGACUUCUACGCGGCCCAGGUCUACAAUGGACUCCCUAUAGGCGAGCGCGUCGCUAUUGGGUGGAUGAAUAAUUGGCAAUACGGUGGACUCAUCCCUACUAGCCCAUGGCGCAGUGCAAUGUCUAUCCCCCGAGACUUGUCUCUGAAGACGGUUGGUGGAAAGGUUACUCUGGUGCAGAGUCCCAGGGAGAAUUGGGGCUCCAUUGUUAGCCGCAAGUGCUUCGACCAGUCCUGGUCUUUCGUGAAGGAAGGCACACAAUCAUUGGGUUCUGUUGGAAUGGCACUGAAGAUUGACUUAAGUUUCUCUGACCUGGAGCCUGCUGCAUCGGGAUCUUCCCAGUUCGGAAUCGCUGUUCGGGCUACUCCAGACAGCAAGCAACAGACACGAGUUGGCUAUGACUUUGCAACCAAGGAACUCUUUAUCGAUCGGACCCAAUCUGGCGACAUUUCAUUCGAUGGGACAUUUCCAGACAUUUAUUACGCUCCCCUGGCUGCUGAUGACAAGGGUCAAAUCAACCUGGAGAUUUAUGUGGACUGGUCCAGCGUUGAGGUCUUCGGAGGCCAAGGCGAAACGACAAUCACCACCCAAAUAUUCCCGAACGAUAUUGCCAGUUACGCCCAGAUCUUUUCCACGGGGGGAAGUACUCAGAAUGUCCGGGUUAGCAUCAAUAACAUUUCUUCAGCCUGGGACGAUUAGACAGGAUUGGGUGAAUGUAAGGCCCUCUGCUAUGUAUAUAAUUUUCUAGUGUAGCCAAAGGAAUGUAUACUGGUCG
Molecule: messenger RNA, 2191 nt
Organism: Talaromyces stipitatus ATCC 10500
Lineage: Eukaryota; Fungi; Ascomycota; Eurotiomycetes; Eurotiales; Trichocomaceae
Product: exoinulinase InuD
Exons: 2
Coding region: 1-2115 (704 amino acids)
Biological process (GO): sucrose catabolic process
Molecular function (GO): sucrose alpha-glucosidase activity
Source: RefSeq, a predicted model, not a curated record